This is a messenger RNA of Aphidius gifuensis, 4414 nucleotides long. RefSeq names its product nardilysin-like. NCBI's taxonomy places the organism in Eukaryota, Metazoa, Arthropoda, Insecta, Hymenoptera, Braconidae. Gene Ontology annotation, molecular function: metal ion binding; metalloendopeptidase activity. The record is from RefSeq and is a predicted model, not a curated record. The coding region runs from base 76 to 3375 and encodes 1099 amino acids. The transcript has a single exon. Gene Ontology annotation, biological process: proteolysis.
CACAGUAAAAAGGGUAAAAAGGCAAAGAUUAAACUCCUCAUUCACCUCCAUGAUCUAAUACAUAUCUGUCGAAUAAUGCCAAAACGAUGUUUUAAUUCUACUGUGAUAAAUAAAAAAUUCAAAAAUAAUAAAAAAAUAAUAACUACGAAAAGAGCACGUUUGCAAGUUGACUAUAACCUUGAAAUCAACUUAUGCAAUAUGGCACAAGGAUGUAUUGAAAAAACAACUAAGCAUGACAUUAUUGAUAAUAAGUUUGUAGAUAUUAAAGUUGACUAUUUAGAUACGCCUGUUAAGUCAGAAAAUGAUAAGAAAGAUUAUAAGGUUAUCAAAUUACCGAAUGGAUUGACAGCAUUAUUAAUUGCUGACUUGCAUGAUGACAAUAAAUCAAUUAAUUGUCAUCAAGGUGAUUCAUUACAAAGUGAAGAUGACGAGAGUGAAUCAGAUAACUCAGAUGAUGAUGUUGAUUCCGGUGACAGUGGUGAUAGUGAGGAAGUAGAUGGGAUUGAUAAUGGUGACGAUUGCCAAAAACGAAAAUCAUCAAAUGUAGAAGAAAAAAUGGCAGCUUGUGGUCUUUGUGUUGGUGUUGGUAGUUUUUCUGACCCACCGGAGAUACCAGGAAUGGCUCAUUUCCUUGAGCACAUGGUAUUUAUGGGCUCAACCAAGUAUCCACUCGAAAAUGAUUUUGAUGUAUUUAUAAAAAAACACGGUGGCUCAAACAAUGCAUCAACGGAAUGUGAACAAACAACGUUUUAUUUUGAAAUUAAUGAAAAAUAUUUACUUCCAGCACUUGAUAGAUUUGCUCAAUUUUUUGUAAGUCCAUUGAUGCUGAGAGAUGCAAUAACUCGAGAACGAGAAGCUGUGGAGAGUGAAUUUCAAAUGGCACUUCCAUUAGAUUCGUACAGGAAAGAGCAACUCUUUUGCAGCUUUGCUGAGCAUGAUCAUCCAUCAAGAAAAUUUACUUGGGGGAAUCUAGUUACUCUAAAAGACAAUGUUACCGAAGAUAAGCUUUACGAAACAUUGCACGAAUUUCGAGAACGUCACUAUUCAGCACAUCGCAUGACAGUGACAAUCCAGGCAAGAUUACCACUAGACACAUUGGAAGAUUAUGUUAAAAAAUGUUUUGCAAAUGUACCAUGUAAUAAUCUUCCUUCAGAUGAUUUCAGUAAAUUCAUGGGUGCCGAGUCAUUUGAUACACCGUCGUUCAAGCGAAUCUAUAAAAUAAAACCCAGUAAAGAUGUUUGUCAGAUUGAAUUGACAUGGGCAAUGCCAACGUUGCAACAUUUGUAUAAAUCAAAGCCACAUCAAUAUGUUUCUUGGAUAAUUGGUCAUGAAGGUAAAGGUUCGUUAAUAUCUUACCUGAGAAAAAAAAUGUGGUGUCUUGACAUAUUUUCUGGCAACGGUGAAUCUGGAUUUGAGCAUAGUUCAAUGUAUGCUCUUUUCAGCAUUUCCCUUGUUCUCACUGAUCUUGGACACGUUCACAUCAAGGAUGUUCUUAAUGCUGUUUUUUCUUAUAUCAAUAUGCUCAAGAAAAUAGGACCAAAAAAACGCAUUUACGAUGAAAUUUGUAAAAUUGAGGAAACUAAUUUUCGAUUUGCUGAUGAUGAAGCACCUUGUGACUAUGUUGAACAAAUGUGUGAAAGUAUGCAAUUUUAUCCGCCAAUAGAUUAUAUUACUGGUUCAGAGCUUUACUUUGAGUAUGAUCCAGUAUCAAUUGUUCUUUGUAUCGAAGCCCUGAAUGCUGACAAUGUCAACAUCAUUAUUUUUAACAAGAAAUUUGAUGAUGAUAAUUUUGAAAAAAUUGAACCGUGGUUUAGGACAAAAUACACUGACACUAAAAUUCCUGAAGAUUGGAUAAACAAUUGGAAAACAAUUGAACCAUUACCCAGCUUUCAUCUGCCAGAACCAAAUAAAUUUGUUACUGAUGAUUUUACGUUAAUUCCAAUUGAAAAUCAAGAAUAUCCAAAAAAAAUUCACCAAGAUAAUCUCUCGGAAAUUUGGUAUAAGCCAGACGCAAAAUUUCGCCUUCCUGAGUGUUACAUUAAUUAUUUACUAAUAUCACCAUUAAUACAUAAUUCACCCGAAGGUUCAGUAAUAGUUGAUCUGAUGGUUUCAAUAUUAAAACAACAAUUGGUAGAAGAGCUGUAUCCAGCAACAGCAGCUGAGUUGAAUUACGAUAUUCAAGCUCAUGAAAGAGGCAUGAUCAUUAAAGUUUGGGGAUUUAAUCAAAAACUUCCUCUUGUUCUUCAGACAAUUGCCAAAUACAUUUCAGAACUUUCUGUAUUAGUUCGUGAAGAUUUAUUUGAGGUUAUGAAAAAACAACAGAUUAAAUCAUAUUACAAUAUGUUUUUGAAACCUUCAAAAUUGAAUAAUGAAGUUAGAUUAUCAAUAUUGACGAUUCCACACUGGACAUCAAUUGAUAAACACACUGCAGCAGCAAGUAUAUUUUUUGAUAAGUUUAAAAUUCUUUCAAAAAAAUUUAUGGACAGUAUUUAUAUCAAAUGCCUUGCACAAGGUAAUAUGCCAAAAGCUGAUGUGAUCGCACAUUCAUUGAAAGUUUUUAAGAGACUUAGUUGCAAAGCUUUACUGCCUGGAAUUGUACCAACAAUACGAGUAUAUGAAAUACCAAAAGGAAUCAAGUGUUGUCGAAUUAAAAAUUUUAAUCCAAUUGACACCAACUCAGUUGUGACGAAUUACUAUCAAUCAAAAUCUACAAUGCAGCUGUCUGUAAUUAUUGAAAUGAUAAUAAUGAUCAUGGAAGAGCCAUUGUUCAAUCAACUCAGAACUUUGGAGCAAUUAGGCUACAAUGUAUCCUGCCGAUUCAGGGACACAUAUGGUGUUAUGGGAUUCUCGGUGACGGUUUGCACCCAGGCAUCUAAAUUCAGCGUCGAGCAUAUUGACAACAGGAUUGAAGAGUUCUUAAAAACAUUUGAUGAUUCAUUGGGCAAAAUGGACGAGGAUGAGUUGAAAGAGUUUAAGGAUUCUCUACUUUAUAUCAAGCAGUGUGCUGACAAUCAUUUGAAGGAAGAGCUUGACAGAAAUUGGUCAGAAAUCACAUCAGGUGAUUAUAUAUUUGAUCGGCUACCCAAAGAAGUUGAAGCAAUAAGCAAACUUCAAAUUCUUGAAAUUCAAGAUUGGCUAAAAAAACACAGAGUUGGAGGCGAAAAUUUUUGCAAAUUGACGGUACAAAUUGUUGGCAAUGACAAAAAUGAAUCUGAUGAGCAAAUACAGAAAGUAAACGAUAAAGAAAAUAUAUCUCAAUAUUCAUUGCAAUAUGUUCAUAUUUUAGAGAAUAAAAGCAAAAAUUAUUGCAUCAACGAUAUUGAUAGUUUUAAAAAAACACUUGUCGUAUUACCUCUUCAAAACAUAAAUUCAUGAUAAAAUUAGAAUUAAAAAAAACAAAUAAAUACUAUUAUCAAGUUGAUCAUUUUUGAACGAAUUUUUAUCUACAUAAUAUAAGUUUUGUAUAAAUACAAAAAGGAUAGAAUAUGUUUAAUAAAUUCAUUUUGAAUACUUAAUAUGUUUUUUGUUCUCACUUUAUUUAUUAUUAUUAUUAUUAAUUUAUUUUUAUUUUCCCAAAAAUUUAUUCAAGUUUACGAAGAUGAAUUUUUUUUCAACUACUUCGAUAGUUGUGGUUUUUUUUUUUUUGAAAUACUGCUUACGUGCACACAUACAUUCUAUGACACAAACAAAAAAGCAUUACAACAAUGUAAAUGUAUUCAAUUAAACAAUAUCUAGAUGCGAUUUAUCCUUAUUUAAUAUUUUAUUUUUUUUCGAAAAAUUACAUUCACAAUUGAUGUUUUUUAAUAAAAUCAAUAAUUUUCUGGGUGACUGUACUAAUUUUAAUCAAUUACCGUACGACGAAUGACGGCAACUGCGUACAUCAAAGGGGGUUGAGGCACAUUGACUACUCUCGGCGUUGCUCUUUUGCCUCUACGGCUAAAUGUGCAAGCCUCAUUUCACGACGUUUUUUGUCCCAUUGACUCGAGUCUUCUUGCCCAUUCCCAAUAUAUGUACAUAGUGAACUCUCCUGGUGUCUAGCCUUCUUGGUUUAAAAAAAGAAAAUUUAAAAAAAACUGCACCGCAAAAAGUAUGGUGUAUUUCGCAUUUAUGAGAUUGAAAAAAAAAAAAGGGAAAUUUAAAAUUAUAUUUUAGAUGGAAACAGUUAAACACGAGAAUACAUCGGACGUACCUAUAAAUAAUUAAAUAUUUUUAUUUAUUGUUUAAAAAAAAAAACAUUGUAAGAUUAUUUUUUCUUGUCUUUUACGUACUAUUUCAUUAAUGUUAUUAUAUUAGGACCCACUUAUGUUUUAUCUACAUCAAUAGCAUUGGUUUUCAUUUUUUUAUUUUUUUUUAUUUUUUGUAUUUUUAAUUUUUUUUUAUGACAUUCUAACAAUUUUCGUUUCUUUUUUUUCUU